ACUUCAAGAAUACAUUCACCAUAUUGGAAAAAUACUUCAAGCGAAGGUAAGUACAGGGGCCAGGGAGGUGUAAAGGGUCUUUCAUUUUUGGCGCCUUUUACUCAUGCGAUCAUGUCUCCUCAUAAAAUAAAUGGGAGGGCGAAAGUAAUCACAGCACGCACGAGCACUGUCUGUGGUUACAAGUCCUGAUACGUUUGCGCGCGCCAAGACCAUCUGGCCAUCCUAAACAUGUUGACUGACGGCGUAUCCAAGAAAUCGCUAUUGUAUCCAGCUCGCCACACUUCGAUUCAGUUCAAAACUGCAGAAGCAGGAAAUAAAAGAACAGUCAUAAAAUAGUUGAGGUUUACUUCUUACGUCGUGAGACGCCAGCACGAGCAUCGCUCUUCGCCGCUUCACGUUUCCGGGAUUGUUCGGCUGUGUAUCACUCCGCCACUUUUCCCGCGCUUUUCAGGCGUGCUGCUCUAUUGUGCGGAAAAACUGGUCGGACACUCAAACCCACAGAGUUAGUAAAGAGGCAAGAUGUCUGACGGCCCUCGAUCCAGAAGCAGCAAUGUGGCAUCGCCACGUUCUCGAAGCAGUAACGUGGCAUCGCCGCCUUCCCGGGGUGGGAACAUGCCGUCCUCACCUCCCGACCUGGGCACAUCGCCGCCAGGUCGCGACCUUCCACCAUUUGAGGACGAAUCUGAACUCCUCGGUGGCGUCGGCAACGAAGACGACGAUGUCCGUCGUGACGAUGAGCAAGAAGAGGAGGGGGAAGAGCUGUUCGGAGAUAACAUGGAGGAUGACUACCGAGCAAUUCCAGCACUGGACACCUACGACCCGCAAAUGCUGGAUGACUCGGAGUACAGUGCCUUGUCCGAGUCGGACCGCAGGGUCGUCGAGGAGCAGAUGCGGCAGCGAGAUCGUGCAGAGGGCCGCGUCACUGGCCGCAUGCGGAGGGGCCUGCUGUAUGAUGAAAGCAGCAGUGAAGCCGACAGACCCGUCCGGAGGAGGCGGUUGGCUGAGCGCGCAGCGGAAGGUGCUUUCUCGGAAGAUGAAGAUAUGGUUGAGAGUAUUGAAAACCUUGAAGAUAUGAAGGGCCACACAGUCCGAGAGUGGGUGACGCAGAUUGGUCCCAAGACGGAAAUUUACAACCGCUUCAAGAACUUCUUGCGCACGUUCGUUGAUGAGCGUGGCCACAACCUUUACAAGGAGAAGAUCAGGCAAAUGUGCGAAGAGAACAAGCUCAGCCUGGAAGUUAACUACAACACCUUGGCCCAAGCAGAGCAGGUCCUAGCUUACUUCCUGCCUGAGGCACCUGCAGAGAUGCUAGUCAUUUUCGAUGAGGCGGCCAAGGACAUUGUUCUUGGCAUGUUCCCGCAGUAUGAGCGGAUCACCCGGGAAAUUCACGUCCGCAUUACUGACCUGCCCCUCAUCGAGGACAUUCGCAGUCUCAGGCAACUCCACCUGAACCAGCUGGUGCGGACCGCUGGUGUAGUGACUAGCACCACUGGUGUGCUACCACAGCUCUCCCUGGUGAAAUACGACUGCAGCAAGUGUAGCUAUGUGCUCGGUCCUCUGGUGCAGUCUCAGAACCAGGAGGUCAAGCCAGGAUCUUGUCCCGAGUGCCAGAGCACGGGGCCCUUCACCAUCAAUAUGGAACAGACCGUAUACCAGAACUACCAGCGCAUCACCAUCCAGGAAAGUCCUGGCAAAAUAACAGCUGGUCGUCUCCCCCGAUCUAAGGAUGCCAUCUUGCUGAGUGACCUCUGCGACUCUUGCAAGCCCGGUGACGAAAUUGAACUUACAGGAGUGUACACGAACAACUACGAUGGAUCCCUGAACACUUCUAAUGGCUUUCCCGUGUUUGCAACCAUCAUUAUGGCCAACCAUGUGCUCCGAAAAGAUGAUAAAGUUGCUGCACGGCACAUGACAGAUGAUGAUGUGCGUCGCAUUGUGGCCCUGUCCAAGGAUGAGAAGAUUGCUGAUCGAAUUAUUGCCAGCAUUGGACCUUCCAUCUAUGGCCAUGAGGAAAUCAAAAGGGCCAUUGCACUUUCCUUGUUCGGUGGUGAAUCAAAGAAUCCUGGUCAGAAGCACAGAGUUCGUGGUGACAUCAACCUCCUCAUCUGCGGUGACCCCGGCACGGCCAAAUCACAGUUCCUGAAGUACGUCCAGCAGAUAGCGCCGCGAGCAGUCUUUGCCACGGGACAGGGUGCUUCGGCUGUGGGUCUGACGGCGUACGUGCAGCGUAGUCCCGUCACUCGCGAGUGGACACUGGAGGCCGGUGCGCUCGUCCUCGCCGACAAGGGCGUCUGCCUCAUUGACGAGUUCGACAAGAUGAACGACGCUGACCGGACGAGUAUUCACGAAGCGAUGGAGCAGCAGAGCAUUUCCAUCUCCAAGGCGGGCAUCGUGACGUCACUCCAAGCACGUUGCGCUGUCAUUGCUGCAGCCAACCCCAUCGGCGGUCGCUACGACCCGUCCUUGACAUUUGCCGAAAACGUUGAUCUGACGGAACCCAUCCUGUCUAGGUUUGAUGUGCUUUGCGUUGUGCGAGAUCAGGUGGACCCUGUUCAGGACGAAAAGCUUGCUCGUUUUGUCAUUGACAGCCAUAUCCGUCACCAUCCAAAUGCAAACACUCAAGAAGAUGCUGAUGAGACAAUGGAACAGGACAGCCAAAGUCAACAUGACGAGAGUGUCGACACGGGCCCCGAGAAGAUCCCGCAGGAUCUUCUGCAGAAGUACAUCCUGUAUGCUCGCGAGAAGGUGCACCCCAAGCUCCACCAGAUGGACCAGGACAAGGUGGCUCGAAUGUACAGUGAACUGAGAAGGGAAUCCAUGGCCACAGGAAGUGUGCCAAUCACGGUGCGGCACAUCGAGUCAAUGAUCCGUCUUGCCGAGGCGCACGCACGCUUGCACCUGCGUGAGCAUGUGCUCGAGGAAGAUGUGAACAUGGCUAUCCGCGUCAUGCUCGAGAGCUUCAUCAACACCCAGAAGUACAGCGUCAUGCGAUCCAUGGCCAAGACAUUCCAGAGGUACCUGAGCUUCAAGAAGGACAACAACGAACUGCUGCUGUUUGUGCUGAAGCAGCUGGUCCAGGAACAGAUCAACUUCAUGCGGAGUCGUUACGGCAGCGAGCCAGAAGUUGUUGAAAUCUCCGAGAAGGACUUGCAGGAGAAGGCUCAUCAGUUGAACAUCACCAACCUCACGCCAUUCUUCAAAAGUGACCUCUUCCGGUCUCACCACUUCACGCAUGAUGCCAGGCGUCACCUUGUCAUUCUAACUUUCUAAGUGCGAUGGCCAUCCGGAAAUGCUCAAGGAUAACGUGACUGAGCUGCAUGGCCUCUGCCGCUGUCAUCUGGUCCACCCGCGUCCCAUCGAUGGCCAAGAGCUGGUCACCCACGUGGAGUGCCCCGCACCUGGUGCCAUGAUUGCGUGCAACAAACUGUGUCAGCACCACCUUCGUACUCGAUUCAUCCUUCCACAUGUAUAUAUAACACCUUUUCUUUAU
Dermacentor andersoni is the source of this 3490-nucleotide messenger RNA. RefSeq names its product DNA replication licensing factor Mcm2 (gene Mcm2). Gene Ontology annotation, molecular function: single-stranded DNA binding; 3'-5' DNA helicase activity; single-stranded DNA helicase activity. Gene Ontology annotation, biological process: mitotic DNA replication initiation; double-strand break repair via break-induced replication; DNA replication. The record is from RefSeq and is a predicted model, not a curated record. Lineage: Eukaryota; Metazoa; Arthropoda; Arachnida; Ixodida; Ixodidae. Gene Ontology annotation, cellular component: MCM complex; nucleus.